UGCAACUUUUCAACGUCAAAAAAAUAGAUAGUCAGUAGCAGCAGCAAUGGAGCCAUAUAUAGAGGACAGAGAAGUUUUUAUUGUAUCAUUGGGGAGAACGGCUCAGGGAAGUUUCCAAGGAGGAUUAUCAGGAUUGACGGCGGUAGAACUUGGGGUACAUGUAGUUAAACAUGUGGUUGAGAAAUCGGGGAUUAAAGCGGAGGAAGUUGAAGAAGUGAUAAUUGGGAAUGUGAUAUCGGCGAAUCUUGGACAAAAUCCAGCAAGACAAUGUGCAUUGGGGGCAGGAUUAUCAGAAAAUACAGUAUGUACAACGGUUAAUAAGGUUUGUGCAUCAGGAAUGAAGGCGGUGAUUCUUGGUGCACAAUCGAUUAUGGUUAAUACAGCAGAUAUUGUUGUAUCAGGAGGAAUUGAAUCUAUGUCUAAAGUGCCAUUUUAUAAUACAUCAGUGAGAUCAGGGUCUCGAUAUGGUCAUAUUAAACUUAUAGAUGGACUUAUACGAGAUGGAUUAUCAGAUGCAUAUAGUGAUGAGCCUAUGGGAAUAGGGGCGGAGUCAUGUGCAAUUGAAUAUGAAAUUAGUCGAGAAGAGCAGGAUGAUUAUGCAAUUUGUAGUUAUAAAAGGGCACAAAAAGCGCAAGAGUUGAAUCUUUUUAGAGAGAUUAUCCCGAUAAAAGUGUGUUUAGGUGCUAAAAAGGUAGAUAAGAUAAUUGAUAAGGAUGAGGAGAUAUCGAAUUUGAAUGAGGAGAAGCUUAGAAAAAUUAGGCCUGUUUUUAAGGAAGAUGGGACAGUUACAGCAGGAAAUUCAUCUACUAUAAGUGAUGGGGCAGCAGCUUUAGUUUUAGUAUCAGGAAAAAAGUUGAAAGAAUUAGGAUUAAAGCCUAUUGCGAAAAUUCUUGGAUGGGGAGAAGCUUCUCAGAUACCUAAAAAAUUUACUACGUCACCGUAUUUAGCUAUUUCUAAAGCUUUAAAAUCAUCGGGACUUUCAAGUUCUGAUGUUGAUUAUUAUGAAAUAAAUGAAGCAUUUAGUGUAGUAGCACUUGCGAAUUCAAAAAUUCUUAAAUUGGAUCCAGAUAGAGUAAAUGUUUUUGGAGGAUCAGUAGCUAUAGGGCAUCCUUUAGGAUGUUCAGGUGCACGAAUUAUUACAACUCUUCUAUCUGUUCUUCAACAUCAUAAAGCCAAAAUAGGAGUAGCAGCAAUAUGCAAUGGAGGAGGAGGAGCAUCUUCAAUAGUCAUAGAAUUUCUUAAUUCUUUUUAAUCAUUAAUUAUUUGUUAAAAAAGUUUUAAACUCAUUUAUUUA
This is a messenger RNA of Pneumocystis carinii B80, 1294 nucleotides long. RefSeq lists its product as hypothetical. Gene Ontology annotation, molecular function: acetyl-CoA C-acetyltransferase activity. The record is from RefSeq and is a predicted model, not a curated record. The transcript is spliced from 6 exons. Gene Ontology annotation, biological process: ergosterol biosynthetic process; fatty acid beta-oxidation. The coding region runs from base 47 to 1252 and encodes 401 amino acids. NCBI's taxonomy places the organism in Eukaryota, Fungi, Ascomycota, Pneumocystomycetes, Pneumocystales, Pneumocystaceae.